AUGCAUGGUAUUAAAAGAAGACAAUGGACUGAAGAACUUCUUAAACAGAAGAAGUUACAAGAUCAAAAAAAGAUCAGUGAAUAUAGAGAUCUUACCAAAACUGUUUUAGAUAAAAAACGUAAGGAGAUAUAUACUUUGGAGACAUUUGAUUUGACCACCCAGGUACUGAAGAUAAAUCCUGAGUUCAAUUCUGUUUGGAAUUAUAGGAGGGAUAUUAUUAAUUCUUUAAGAGAUGGACUAGCUAUUGAAUCGUGGGAAGAUGAAUUGAAUUUCACCAUGGCUCAAAUGAAAGUAUUUCCAAAAGUGUAUUGGAUUUGGAACCAUAGAGUUUGGAUUCUUAAUAAUUACCCCAAUUCACCACUGAAGAUUUGGCAAAGGGAAUUAGUUAUUGCCAGUAAAGUGCUUGAAAUGGAUGCAAGAAAUUAUCACGCAUGGCAUUAUAGAAGAAUAAUUGUUAAUGAAAUUGAAAAAAUCAGUGGUAAAAGUAUGGAUAAGUCAGAACUAGAAUAUACCACUUUGAAUAUUAAUCAAAAUAUAUCAAAUUUUUCGAGUUGGCAUCAAAGAGCUAAAUUAUUGCCAAGAAUGUUUAGUACCGAUGAGGUAAUGGAUAAGAAGAAGUUUAUUAAUGAUGAAGUAUCUUAUAUUACAAAUGCGAUGUUUACUGAUGCUGAAGAUCAAUCUGUUUGGUUAUACAUUAAAUGGUUUAUAAAAAAUGAAAUUGUUUCCAAGACUUUAUCUGGAGAUGAAUAUCAGAAAAUGCUUAAAGAUUUGAAAAAUAAUAUACUUGCUAUAAAUGAGGAUGAAGUUGAAUUCUCUGGAGUUCAAAAUAAUUGGUGUUUAAAAAUAUUGAUAGUAAUUGAAGAUAUAGAAACGUCUUUAGGAAUAACGAAUACUUCCAAUAAAACAGAGUAUAUUGAGCAAUUGAUAGAGGCUGAUCCGCUAAGGAAAAAUAGAUACAUGCAUUUGCUAAAUAAGCACUAA
This is a messenger RNA of Vanderwaltozyma polyspora DSM 70294, 981 nucleotides long. It is a transcript of the gene BET4, whose product is annotated as Rab geranylgeranyltransferase BET4. Lineage: Eukaryota; Fungi; Ascomycota; Saccharomycetes; Saccharomycetales; Saccharomycetaceae. Gene Ontology annotation, molecular function: Rab geranylgeranyltransferase activity. Bases 1 to 981 code for a protein of 326 amino acids. The record is from RefSeq and is a predicted model, not a curated record. The transcript is spliced from 2 exons. Gene Ontology annotation, biological process: protein geranylgeranylation. Gene Ontology annotation, cellular component: cytoplasm; Rab-protein geranylgeranyltransferase complex.